UUAAAGUUGAUUAGUAUAGAAAAAAUGCCUUUGAAGCUCGGUGUCCGACUGAAAAAUAAUCAAUCUGAGCUCGGGUCCAAGCUUUCGUUCCCUGGCAAAGGCCACAAAGUCUCCGACUCUCCCCCGACUCCGGACCCACCAACAAUUUCUGUCCCCCGGAGUCUUAAGCCACAGCAGGAUCAACAAAUCCCUUCGCCAGAAAUUCCUGGUCCAGCAGCCCCAUUUGAGGGUUUCGCUAAUCCAGGAACCGCAUUGUGUCCUCCCAAGGAGUCUCCGACAUCAUCGACUCGCUCCAGCCCUGACAGAUCAGGCCAUGGCACCGCACGCAUCAACAUGACGCCGCCCCCCCCUCCCCGCUGAUGAGUGCAUCCCCCUCCUACCCUCGGAAGGAGCGCGAUCGCGACGCACGAACUUGCCCCGCUACGAGCCGACCGACUGGGAC
This is a messenger RNA of Hyalella azteca, 442 nucleotides long. RefSeq names its product splicing factor, proline- and glutamine-rich-like. The record is from RefSeq and is a predicted model, not a curated record. NCBI's taxonomy places the organism in Eukaryota, Metazoa, Arthropoda, Malacostraca, Amphipoda, Hyalellidae. The transcript is spliced from 3 exons. Bases 25 to 360 code for a protein of 111 amino acids.